Manduca sexta (tobacco hornworm) is the source of this 3016-nucleotide messenger RNA. RefSeq names its product myeloid leukemia factor (gene Mlf). The record is from RefSeq and is a predicted model, not a curated record. The coding region runs from base 225 to 1124 and encodes 299 amino acids. Gene Ontology annotation, cellular component: nucleus; cytoplasm. NCBI's taxonomy places the organism in Eukaryota, Metazoa, Arthropoda, Insecta, Lepidoptera, Sphingidae. Gene Ontology annotation, biological process: regulation of DNA-templated transcription. The transcript has 8 exons.
CAUUCUGCCAUCUGUCGAAUCGAAAAAAAUGUCGAUUGUCGAAGUCGCAAACGGAUUGAGCCGCGAAUAACGAGUUGCUAGACUUUUCCAUGUGAUUUCUGUACCUGCCAGUCCAACGACCAAAGUGAAAAGUUUUGAGUUUGUGCUGUUUUAUCGAACAUUUCGAAGAUUUUCUCGUUAUUGUAUUCAGUUUAUUGUCUUGUGAGUUGUGAGUGUUGGGAAUAAUGUCUCUUUUCGGAUCGCUGAUGGCGGACGUGGAGGAAGACCCGUUUUUUGGUUCUCACAUGCGGCACAUGCGUCAGAUGAACAACAUGAUGAACUCACUGUUCUCGGACCCUUUUGGCAUGUUGGGUGGUGAGGGCCCGCUGGCCAUCGCAGGCCCGCGGCACGGCAGCGCACUCAUGCCGUUUAUGCCACAGAUGCCAUCGCUCAAUAGAUUGUUCAGAGCAGAUCUGGACCAUGGCCAGAUGAACGCCGGGAGCUCCUUCAGCAGCAGCACAGUCGUCAUGUCCAGUGGACCAAAUGGCAAACCACAGGUCAUCAGCUCCACAAGCAGCACCAAGAUCGGCCCCGGCGGCAUCAAGGAAACUCGCAAGACCAUGCAGGACUCGCGCACCGGCACCAAGAAGAUGUCUAUAGGUCACCACAUCGGCGAGCGGGCACACGUGAUCGAGCGCGAACAGAACGUGUACACAGGCGACGCGGAGGAGCGGCAGGAGUUCAUCAAUCUCGAUGAGGAGGAGGCCGUCGACUUUGAUAGAGAGUUCCACAAUAAGGCGGGUGCGUCGGGCGCAACUCGUGCGCGCCCCGCGGUCACCGCCGCGCGCGCGCCGCGCCUCGCGCUCCCCGCGCCGCCCGCGCCCGCCGCGCCGCCCGCGCACACCGCGCACACCGCGCACACCGCCGCGCCGCCCAAGCCGGCCUGCACAGGUAGCGCGCCGGUCGCCCCGGUCGAGCCGAGUCCGCGCCGGGCCCGCGCCGCGCGCCGACCGUUACGGCCCUCCGCCAGCCCACUCAUCUUGCCCUCCAGUUCGAAUGUCCGCGAAGUGUACAGCAGCUCUCACCCGCAAAGACACCGACACAAGGUCCACAAGGCGAACCGACACUCGCCGAACCACAACUAAACCGGCCGACAACGCGAUAGCGACUACAAACCAUCAACAACGCGAAUAUUAGCCGAAUUUGUCGAUGUUGUUCAAUGAUUGUAUCGUUUGGUUAAAUCGAUUUUUCAUAUUAUCGAUACUUUACUGAUUAUCAGCCAACAAAAUUUUACAUUGCAAUAUCGAUGGGUAAUCGCUAUUUUUUCAGUAUUUUAAUUUCUGUAUAAAAUUGUUUACUGACUAUGUUAUUUUAUUCUUCAUCCAUUGUGAACGUAACGUCGAUUUUCUUCGAACUUUAUCGAUAGCUAUCGCGACUUUUAUCGAUGUAUCAACUCUUGUUCAGCACCUAAUUUGUACAGUACUAAUGUUUCUGAAACUUUUUCAUUAUCGCGUAUAUUAUAUAACUUUUUAUUUUAACAUUUUAAUUAGUUUGUCACAGUGUUAAUGAUUCAUCUAUUUUCAUUUACUUUUGUUCAUUUUGAUGUAGAUUUUCAGUUUGAUUUUAGGUUCAUUAAUCUUGUUAAAAUGGCUUCUAGUUGUUGCCCCGAAAAUAAGCAGCUUAUUUACUCAGCGUACAAACUCUUUUUUUGUCGAACACUUCAAUUUCAAUUGUCUUAAUUUUAAGAUAAAAAAAACAUUUAUAAAUCGUGUUAUAUUUAAUUCCAUGACUAUUUAUAUUCUUGAAUGAAAUGCCAUUUUUUUAUCAAUAAAAUCUAAAGUAACAUGUCUAAUGACAAUGUAUGGCAGAAUUCAUUCAAUUCGUUUUUUUUUACGACCAAACUAUUAUUUGGGAAAUAGUAUUUAGUUAUUUUAAGUUUGUCCGGCUGUGUGGACAGUCGCUAUCGCUGGACGAGCCUCGAUUCGUGUUAAAUACGAAAAUCUAGCAAAUUGAUUAAUAACGACGAAACUCUAUAAAUAUAGAAAAAUGUUAUAAUAAAUAGUGACGAGUUAUUUCACACUUUUGAAGUAAAUGAAUAUUGAAAACGUGGAUAUAGAUAUUAUUUUUUAUUCUCUACUCGUUUACCAGUCAUUUGACUGCCAAUGAAAUUGAUUUUGUGCUGAGCAUAAACUUUAUUUGACGAGACAGCAAUAACUUACUGAGGCUAUGUAAAACUGACGCUUUCUUAGCUGUUUUUUCCCACCGUUCUCUAGCUGAAGGGUUUUGUGUAGCCAAAACAUGAAAACGUAGACAGCAGCAUAUUCUAGCGCUGUAUGGGCUUAUCGAUUUGAUAUAAACUGGCUAUUAAGGAACCCUAUAAGGAAAAGGACCUAAAAACGAACUUCAAAUCUGUUGUAAUUCAUCUUUCUAUGGAAACAUCCUUAUAGCUCUUUUAUUGCCUCAAAUGUGUUUUCAGUGUGAAAUAACUCGAUUGUUUUAAACAUCGCCACCGAUUUUAAUUAGAUUAAUCGAUAACAACAAAAUUCCACAGUCUGGCGAAAUGAAAAUUCUAUUUAUAGAGUAUAAUAGACGAAAAUUGUAAGUUAUAGAUAGACGGGGAAUUGUAAGUCCUUAUAGUAUAAUCGUAUAACUCACUAGGUUUUGUAAGUUCAUAGGUGUAGGAUCAGCAAUACUGAUCGAUUGGGCAAGUGGCGGUACACAGUUCUCCGAUUUUGGGGAAAUUAUCGACUAAUGAUCUAGUAACACUGUUAAAUUAUAAGUACAUUUGCUUUAAAACUUCUCGUCCUGAUUAAAAAUGACGGAUUGUAUUGCUAUUCUAUAUUGAGCAGGCGUUUGCAUUGAGCCAGUGAUAUUUGUCAUACAAUUGUGUUUUAAGUAUAUCUACCGCCGCAUGCGCAAACGGCUAGUUCUGAAUAUUGCUAUGAUAAAUAUUGAUGUCCUUCGACGCGCUUGAUCUGUGUCGAUCAUAGUUGACUGUUCGAAGGACUAACUUGUAACGGGGUUUACGCAGGAAAAA